AUGUACAAGCAUUUUCUCAUCAACAGCAGAUCUAAAAAAUUAUUACUUGAGAAAACGAGAUAUAAAUUCUUUGACGGGGAUAGGAUAGGGACACAGAGUCCGAACUGGGUAAGAAGUAAAUCUUACAAUCUUGGUUUCGGACUUGGGGUGCGUGAUCGCGAUCGCGGGAUUAUUAAAUUGUAUACGCAUUCACAGAGAGGAAGAGGAGAGACUUUACCAAAGAUGGAUAAUAUCAGUGCGAGCGACGUGGCGAGGUUGGCGGGAGAGGGGGAGGUGGGGGAGGUGGUGGAGGGGGGAGGAGGGGGGAAUGUGAGGGGUGGAAAGGGUGGAAAGGGGGGGAGAGGGGGGAAUGUGAGGGGUGGAAAGGGUGGAAAGGGGGGGAGAGGGGGGAAGGGAAGAGGUGCUGCUGCUGGGGGAAAUGAAAAAAAUAGAGAAAUGCUGGUUAGUAAGGCGUUGUCUAAGUUGUUGAGACAUGCUGCGGAGAGUGAGGGGGUGAUGUUGGAUGGGGAGGGGUUUGCUAGGUUGGAUUUGGUGAUGCAAUGGCCUCGUCUCAAAUCUCUCAAACCAACGUUUGCCGAUAUCCGCACCGCCGUCACUGAUAAUGCCAAGCAGCGUUUCUCUAUGGAACCCAAUCCAUCCCUUCCAGAACCACCUUCUCCUUCUUCUGAAAACCCAGGGGAUUGGAUGAUCCGUGCUAAUCAAGGUCAUUCCAUCGCCAUUGAUUCCGCGGCGCUACUGGUUCCCAUCACGCUCGAAGCGGGGAAUGUACCGCAAACAUGUGUGCAUGGGACUUAUUUUGCUUUUUACGAAGAGAUUGUCAAAAGUGGAGGAUUGAAGAAGAUGGGGAGGAAUCAUGUACAUUUUGGGACGGGGGUUCCGGAAGAUGGGGGAGUGGUGAGUGGGAUGAGGGGAGAUGCGGAAGUGUUGAUCUAUGUGGAUGUGAAGAGGUGUUUGGAGGAUAUACCGGAGAUGAAGUGGUGGGUUAGUGAGAAUGGGGUGGUGUUGACGGAGGGGGAUAAAGAUGGGGUGGUAGGAACAAAGUUUUGGAAGAGGGUUGAGGGGAGGAGGGAGGGGGGUUUGUUGUGGGAAGAUGGGGUUAAAGUGGCGGAGUUGGAGGAGGGGUUGAGGAAUAGGAAGGCGCCGAUGGGGAAGGGUGGUAGUGGUGGUAGAGGUGGAAGGGGUGGAGGAAGAGGAAGAGGAAAGGAAGGGAGGGGUGGUGGUAGGGGAGGUAAAAGGUCCGAUGGAAAUACGGAGAUUAGUAUUGAUGAAACAAAGCCUGUAGAGGAGAGCUAA
Messenger RNA from Botrytis byssoidea, 1293 nucleotides. RefSeq lists its product as uncharacterized. Gene Ontology annotation, biological process: tRNA splicing, via endonucleolytic cleavage and ligation. The transcript is spliced from 2 exons. The coding region runs from base 1 to 1293 and encodes 430 amino acids. The record is from RefSeq and is a predicted model, not a curated record. Gene Ontology annotation, molecular function: tRNA 2'-phosphotransferase activity. NCBI's taxonomy places the organism in Eukaryota, Fungi, Ascomycota, Leotiomycetes, Helotiales, Sclerotiniaceae.